Messenger RNA from Metarhizium brunneum ARSEF 3297, 1656 nucleotides. RefSeq lists its product as uncharacterized. The record is from RefSeq and is a predicted model, not a curated record. Gene Ontology annotation, molecular function: ATP hydrolysis activity; DNA binding; enzyme activator activity. Gene Ontology annotation, cellular component: nucleus. NCBI's taxonomy places the organism in Eukaryota, Fungi, Ascomycota, Sordariomycetes, Hypocreales, Clavicipitaceae. Gene Ontology annotation, biological process: DNA-templated DNA replication; DNA repair; DNA synthesis involved in DNA repair.
AUGGCAGUCGACUGUCCCAUAUGCAACAAACCCGUCAAAUCGUCCGAAAUCAAUAGCCACAUCGACUCUGGCUGCACAAGCUUCAUCGCCGACAAGGACCCUUCGCCACCCACGUCGCAGCAAAACGGAACUUCUCAUACGCCCUCCCAGCAGAAGCGCAGUGCGUCGAGUUUCUUCUCAACGCCCGCGCCGAAACGAAUACACUCCGAUGGCAAGGCAUUGGCCCCUCUUGUGAAUGGGACGUUCCCGCCCAUCAUUGGGAAGAAGCGUAGCUUCGAUGAAGGACCCGGUGCCGGGAACGAGGGCUCCGGCCUCUCGGCUGUCGACCAGAAGGCCAAAAAAAAUGGCGUGGUGAACGGACAGGAAGAAGACGGGCAAGUUUCAAAGAGGGCCAAGACGCAACGCUCAGCUCCCCUGGCCGAGAGGAUGCGGCCCACGACGCUCGACGACGUGUGCGGGCAGGAUCUUGUAGGGCCCAACGGCGUAUUACGAGGCCUCAUAGAGACAAAUCGCGUCCCGUCCAUGAUACUCUGGGGUGCGUCGGGCACUGGCAAGACCACCAUCGCGAGAUGUAUAGCCCACAUGGUCGGGAGUCGCUUCAUCGAGCUCAACGCCACGAGCACGGGCGUGUCCGAAUGCAAGAAGCUGUUCCAAGAAGCCGCCAACGAACUGGCUCUCACGGGCCGCAGGACAAUCAUAUUCUGCGACGAGAUACAUCGCUUCAACAAGGCGCAGCAAGAUGUGUUUCUCAAGCCCGUCGAGGCGGGGACGGUCACACUGAUAGGGGCGACGACGGAAAACCCGUCCUUCAAAGUCGCCAAUGCGCUGCUGUCCCGGUGCCGCACGUUUACGCUGCGGUCGCUCACCGAACAAGACAUUACGGGUAUUCUGAAGAGAGCCAGAGAGGCCGAGGAAGCGGUGUACCCGCCGACGCCGCUGAUAGACGACGAAAUGAUGGGCUACUUGGCCAGGUUCAGCGACGGAGAUGCGAGGACAGCACUGAACCUGCUGGAGGUGGCGCUGUCGCUGACCACGCGCGAGGGCAUCACCAAGGAAGACAUCAAGUCGUCGCUGACCAAGACGCUCGUGUACGACAGGGGAGGCGACCAGCACUACGAUUCCAUCUCGGCCUUUCACAAGUCGGUGCGGGGCAACGACGCCGACGCAGCACUGUAUUACCUGGCGAGAAUGCUGCAGUCUGGCGAAGACCCCCUCUUCAUCGCCCGCCGCAUGGUCGUCAUCGCCUCGGAAGACGUCGGCCUGGCGGACAACACCCUCCUGCCCCUGGCGACGGCGGCGUACACGGCCACGCAGCAAAUCGGCAUGCCGGAGGCUAGGAUCCCGCUGGCCCACUGCGCCAUUGCGCUGUGUCUCGCGCCAAAGAGCACGCGUGCGUACCGGGCCCUGAAUAGUGCGUACGCGGCGCUGCGCGAGCCGGGCGUGGCCAGUCUCCCCGUGCCGCUGCAUCUGCGGAACGCGCCCACCCGACUUAUGCGGGACAUGGGAUACGGCGCCGAGUACAAGUAUCCUCCGAACUACCGCGACGGCAGGGUUCGUCAGACCUAUCUCCCCGGGGAGCUCGUCGGCCGGAGGUUCCUCGAGGAGAGGGAUCUGGGGACCGAGGUCGACCCUGAUCUGGUCAUGGGUGAAGGCUGA